This is a messenger RNA of Drosophila eugracilis, 907 nucleotides long. It is a transcript of the gene cib, whose product is annotated as thymosin beta. The transcript has 4 exons. NCBI's taxonomy places the organism in Eukaryota, Metazoa, Arthropoda, Insecta, Diptera, Drosophilidae. Gene Ontology annotation, biological process: actin filament organization. Gene Ontology annotation, cellular component: cytosol. The record is from RefSeq and is a predicted model, not a curated record. The coding region runs from base 182 to 571 and encodes 129 amino acids. Gene Ontology annotation, molecular function: actin monomer binding.
GCCGAGCGCCAGUAUUUUGUGACGUCAAGAGCUCCGCGACAAAUCCGAGGAUUCAAACUCGCCAAGUGUACAGCUAUACAUAUAAAGAUAUAUAUAUAUAAGCCCGGCCCCGCCAGCAUCCCAAUUUAUAGUAUUUCUCUUUGCCAAUAAUCCAAAAACCAACGCCAAAAACUAAAUCAAGAUGGCCGCCCCAGCACCAGCACUCAAGGAUCUGCCCAAGGUGGCCGAGAACCUGAAGAGCCAGUUGGAAGGGUUCAAUCAGGACAAACUGAAGAACGCCAGCACCCAGGAGAAGAUCAUUCUUCCCACCGCUGAAGAUGUGGCUGCAGAGAAGACCCAACAGUCCAUCAUUGAGGGCAUCACCGCUUUUAAUCAGAACAACUUGAAGCACACAGAGACCAACGAGAAGAACCCGUUGCCCGAUAAGGAAGCCAUCGAGCAGGAGAAGGAGAAGAAUCAGUUUAUCGCCGGUAUCGAGAACUUUGAUGCGAAAAAGUUGAAGCACACCGAGACCAACGAGAAGAACGUGCUGCCCACCAAGGAGGUGAUCGAGGCCGAGAAGCAGGCUUAAAAACGGGGGCUUCAAUAUGGUCCAAUCCGAUCCGAGAUCGAAGAUCUGAGAUCUGAGAUCCGAUCCUCAGUCACCCCGUCGUCUCUCCUUUUCAACUCGCCGCAUCUCACUCUUUAUACGUAUAAAGCUAUUCCCUCUCAUUUUUCCACUGCUACCAAGUAAUUCGAACUGCUGCGCAUGCGCGUGAUUGCAAAAGUAUUUUAUCAUUAUCAUAUUCCAGUUGUUUUUUUUUUUUUCAUUAUAUUUUUAUAUAUACUUUUUGUAUUAACAAGUAAGAGAGCCAAUUCUCAUUCCUACAGCGUAAUUAACAUAAAAUAAACAUUCGUCUAUCCCAUA